CCUUCUCUCCUUCUCUUCCUUCCAUCUCCUUCUCUUCCUUUCCUCUUCUUCGCCGACUCACCACAUCUUCGCCUCGCCCGUCGGCACCAUUAAUCUCUCACCAUCAAAUACUUCUGCCCUGCAGCAUGUAUACACUGCUCCUCUUCACCAAUUACAAGAUUCACUUUCAGCCCUUUUCCUCGCCUUCACAACUCACCAUCCCCCACUCCCUUCAUCCUUGGACGCCAUGGCCCACGUACCCCAUGAGGAGCUUCAUACGGCGCUGGAUGCCUUCCUGGUGACCGAAUUGACAAAGCCAGAAGACGCACAGCAGCUGCUCCGCUACUUGACCAUAGCGCCACCGCAGAUGCCAGCAUCGCCGCUCUGCUCGGUCGAGGAGGUGGAAGAACGAAUUGCACUGGCAAAGACCGUUGAGGCUCAGUGGCUGCCGUUCAACCGGUCCCUGAACGCGUUUCAGCUCAGCGUUUUGUUUACUCUACCGCUGCCAGCCUUACAUCUCUUAAAGGGAUGGCCCACGGCAACCCGCAAAGCCACAGCGACAGGCGAAGCCACAGCGACAGGCGAAGCCACAGCGACAGGCGAAAAGGUGCACAGAAGCAGCAGAGAGAAACAAAUUUGCCUUCAACGCGACAACGAAUCUUGCAUCUUCAUGCAAACUGCUGACCCAGAGUGUUGUCAUAUUUUCCCCUUUGCCGCGAACUCAAACACAGCCAACGCAGACGAUCUCUUUGACACAGCUGGGGUGGUCAGGGCAGUCGUGGGCGGCCAACAGCAACAUCUCCUGUACCAGGGGGUUGGAUGCACCGACCGUGCCUGGAACAUGAUCUCGCUCAACCGCCAACUGCACAAGUGGUGGGGGCAGGGCCUCUUCGCUCUCAAGUGCACCGGCGUCGUGCCCGUCCUCGACGGCCAGGGCAACAGCGAUGGAGACGUGGUGCUGCAGCUGUACUGGCUGCCGCAGCGGAUAGCGCAUGCGGGCACGGAGGCAAAGGCGAGCGCAAAGAAGAAUAUGUGGCGCCAGCCCAUUCGCAUGGACACCGGCGAGGGUGAAGCCUGGUGGACCGAAUGGUCCGAGCAGCUGUAUUCCGGCGUUGUGGCACCGGCCAACAGCGGCGGUACCACGGGUGGCCGUCACGUGACCGCGGCUGUCGCGCCUACAAGUCGCCUCCUUCUGACGGGCGCAACAGCAACACUGCGCAUGCCUCUCGAAGAGGCAUAUAAUAUGAAGACUAUGGCCGACCUGCAGUGGGCGUGUCUGGUACUAGCGGCCAUGUCAGGUGCAGCGGGGUCGCCAGAGUUCCUGCACUAUGACGACGACGAAGGCGACGUGGGCGAUGCUGCAUCCGCAACUUAUUCGGGAGCAUCGACGGAUUAGAUAUCCUCUGCGCUACCACUGCGCGUGCCAGCGUCUUUGGGCCUUGCAGCAAAUACACCGUCCGCUGCCCCUAAGUCUACCGCCACCGCCCAAGUGCAGGGACCUUCGCCCAUGCCGGUGCCCGUGCCUGUUCCGCGGCGUGAUAAGCUAUCCUGGAUUCCCCGACUGACGCCCAUGCCAACGCCCAAACCUACAUCGCCUUCAACGUCCGCUUCGGGGAAGAAAAGCGCGCGGCUGCAACGAGAGCCGAUUGCCGGAAAGCUGCAUGAGGCUAGCAGGUCGGUAGAUACUGUCAGGGGAGCCACGCCUCGCGCUCAAAAGCCUCGGUGGAGGGUGUGAGGUGGUGCCUAUAUACUGAGUGGAGGUAACUCCUCGAGAUGCCUACCAUUAGUUAUCCUAUUCAUGACGAAGGUAAGGUACCCAUGUACUUAGCUGAGAUUGCACGAGGACGAAGCUACGAAAAGCUAUAGUACUUAGUCGAAAGUAGAAGUAAAGUAAGUAAUAUGACAAGGAGAGUAAGUUUUUACUUUCUACUUUUUAAAACUUAUUGAUUUUUAAACGUUAAUAUUGAAUAGGAGCAGCGUGGGCACGCUGUGAUGGAGGCAUGAAACGGCUACCCAACUGCCAACAACUGGCCCAGUGCCGAUCAGACCUAGAUUAUAGCUGUAAA
Messenger RNA from Durotheca rogersii, 2045 nucleotides. RefSeq lists its product as uncharacterized. The transcript is spliced from 3 exons. Lineage: Eukaryota; Fungi; Ascomycota; Sordariomycetes; Xylariales; Xylariaceae. The record is from RefSeq and is a predicted model, not a curated record. The coding region runs from base 227 to 1375 and encodes 382 amino acids.